AUGAAGGAGGAGCGUGAGAGUCUUCAUUCCGCUAUUGAUGAGCUUAUGCAAAUCGGAAUGCAAAGAUCUGAUAUAUUCUCAAAGCUGGGUUCUGUGAAGAAAGAUGGGGACCUUAAUAUGGUUAUGGAGAUUUUAAAUAAGAAGCCUCAGACUUUCCAGGUUGAGAAACCAGAGCUUUCUCAGAAAACUAAAGGCGAGAAGAUGGUUAAUAAGAAGACGAAGCAGGAACAAGUUUCUGAUCCAGUUUCCAAGCUGAAGUUGUUGACAGAAAAGCCUGAAGCUUCUUGGGUAUGCAUACGUUUUUCCAAACUUUUAUUUACUGGUGUCCAAGGCUGUGAAGCCGUGGUACUGACUUCUGCAAACGAGAAGCUUGAGGAGCGUGGAGAAGAAGAAAAGGAAGGCCGUGAACAGGAUUCAGAAGAGACUGUAUGCUUAUCCUUCUUCUUCUUGUGGAAGAAGAAACGAAGAAAUGGACAAGAAGAAGAAGCCAGCAUUAAGGAGCUUCUUGUGAAGUUAUGA
Eruca vesicaria subsp. sativa (arugula) is the source of this 519-nucleotide messenger RNA. NCBI's taxonomy places the organism in Eukaryota, Viridiplantae, Streptophyta, Magnoliopsida, Brassicales, Brassicaceae. The record is from the annotation of a GenBank genome assembly.